AUAAAAGAAAGAAGAAAGUGGAUGGACGGCGGAAGAUGGAGAGGCGGAGGGGGAGGUGUUUCUCGGGGGCUGCUGCCGCUGCUGGCUGUUCACGCCGUCAACGAAUACUACAGACUGCCGUGGAAGCCCCCUGUCACCGCCGGCCUUCUGGCUGCUAACACACUCAUGUAUCUAAGGCCUUCUUUCCUGGAUUCUCUCCUCCCUUCUAUCGAUGAGGUUUGGUUUAAUCCUCAUCUCAUUCUCAAGAACAAAGACAUGAAACGCUUCUUCCUAUCAUCAUUCUACCAUAUUGGUGAAUCUCACCUGGCCUACAACAUGAUGUCGCUCUUAUGGAAGGGGAUCCAAUUGGAAACUUCAAUGGGGAGCUCUGAAUUUGCAUCUAUGGUCGUUGUUCUCCUUGGUAUGUCACAAGGUAUCACUUUGCUACUAGCUAAAUCCCUUCUCUUGUUCCUUGAUUACAAGAGAGCCUAUUACUCUGAAUAUGCUGUUGGAUUUUCGGGUGUCCUCUUUGCCAUGAAAGUUGUCCUCAAUUCUCAGUCAGAAGACUACACUAAUGUGCAUGGACUUACUGUACCAGCCCGUCAUGCGGCAUGGGCAGAAUUGGUUCUUAUUCAGAUGUUUGUACCUGGUGUCUCAUUUCUUGGCCACCUUGGUGGUAUACUUGCUGGGAUGCUCUAUGUAAAAAUGAAGGGUUCAUAUUCUGGUUCAGAUCCAUUGACUAUGAUAAUUAGAGGGCUCAGUAGUGCGUUAAGGUGGCCUCUAAGGUUUAUAAGGGACAUGUUUCGGUUAAGGAGACGGAGAAUAUCUGGCAGGGGAACUACUGGUGGCAUAUGGAGAUGCCAAGCAUGUACAUAUGAUAACUCCGGUUGGUUAAGAAUUUGUGAGAUGUGUGGAACGAGUCGAAGCAGCAAUGGUGGGUUAUCACGACAAGUGUCUCGUGAUUCUCGUCAUCUUCCUUUGGAAGAAUUACGUCGCCGAAGAGUUGAGAGAUUUGGUUGAUGAACAAGUAUUUUCUUUUAAUUUUGGUUGCAAAUAAAUGUCAGUCUUUGAAUUAUAAAAACAGAAGAUUGGAUUACCAUUUCUUAAAAUGUUGGCUAUUUGAAUUGUUUCCCUCCAUUCAUAUUGAUGUUCAAUCUGCAAUGGUUAAUGAUAAUUUCUUACAUC
This is a messenger RNA of Durio zibethinus, 1164 nucleotides long. It is a transcript of the gene RBL14, whose product is annotated as RHOMBOID-like protein 14. NCBI's taxonomy places the organism in Eukaryota, Viridiplantae, Streptophyta, Magnoliopsida, Malvales, Malvaceae. Gene Ontology annotation, cellular component: membrane. The record is from RefSeq and is a predicted model, not a curated record. Gene Ontology annotation, molecular function: serine-type endopeptidase activity.